AUGGAUAUAACAUUUAAUAAUAAUAAUCUUGGAAAAUCGACCAUGAUUUUUAAUAAAUCAACCUUUAAAAGAUUUUCGUCACAAUUUUCAUUGUUUUCAUCACCACCACCACAAUCAUCUACAUCUACAUUAAAUAUCAAUAAUAAUAAUAAUAAUAAUAAUAGUAAUAAUAAUUUAUCAACUUCAACAAGUUUUGGAAAUAAUUUAAAUUUAAUUUUAAAUAAUGAUAAUCAUCAUCAAGAUCAAAUCAUAUUGCAAGAGGCUGAAUCUUGUUAUAUUUCAUCAUCCAAUAUUAUUAAUUAUAAUUUACCAACAUUACCAUUGGUAGUACAAAGAAAAGUGAUUGAAUGUUAUUGGAGAGUUUACUGGUUCAAUGAUGAAAUCAAUGUAAAGGAUCGAUCAAAGUUGGCAUUGGUCUCUAGAGAAUGGUUUGAUCAGAGUGCCAAAUUUUUCAACAAUACCAUCAAGAAACCAUUCAAUCCAAUGAAAGAUGAUUUCUACCAAUUUCAAAAACAUCUUCAAAACCCAUACUGUCUCUACAAACAUUUUAGUAGUAUAUUAUUUAGUUCACAAUUCAAUCCAAGUGAAUUCCGUAUCAACUAUUGUCUCUCACAAUUUAAUUUAAUCCUUGAUCAAUUAAUUGAUAAUAUUGAACAAUUUAAAUUAAACUCUAAUAAUGGAAAUAUUGAUUCUCUUUGGGAAAAUCAAAAUCAAAAUAACUCUAAUAAUAAUAAUAAUAAUAAUAAUAAUAUGGAGAUUAAAAUUAGAGCAAGUAGAAAUCCAAUUAUAAAUUUAUUUUAUAAAUUUAAAAAUGCAACUUUAAAGAAUACCAAUUCAGCCUAUAAUAAUAGUUUUCAACAAAUAUAUAGUAUGAUAUUUGAUCGAUUGGAUACGAUUGAUAUCAAGGCACUCAAUAGUUAUUUGUUGCUGCCGCAUGUCCAAAAGUACACCAAUACAUUGUUGGAUCUGACAAGAGAGUGCAAUGAAAAGAUUAUCCGUCUCAAAAACUAUAGUCGUGGUGAGACAUCUCCCAUCAUCUACUACCACAAUGCUUUGUUUCAAGAUGAAAAGAUCUUUGAAACACUCGAGCACCUAGAUGCCACCCAUUUGGUAUCUGUCAGCGCACCACCCUUUGCCUCGUUACCAGACCUUCUUCGUCGAUGCAAGAACCUAUCCUUUUUCGUCAUUCGUCAUGCUAGUAUCAAAACACAAAUCUCGGCCGAGUAUUCUAUGGAAAUUAUCCAAUCUCUACCUCCAUCGGUAGUCAAGAUCCUAUUUGACUUUUCAGCCAAAACAUUCAAGAUUCCAUACCACCUUUUGACUCCUGGUCGGUUCCCUCGUCUCGUCUCGCUAUUUGUCACCAAAGAGGAAAAGACAACCGAUGAAUACUAUCAAUUCCUUGAUACCAAUACCCAUAUAUCUGAUAUUCGUCUAACUUGUUGUAGCAACGACACUACCAAUUCUCUAUUGACCAAAGUAAUGAAAGAAAGAAAGAAUAUUACAAUGUGGUAUGUCUCUUGUCAAAAUCCUUCUUUAUCCAAUUCAACCAUUCCUAGUACAACUCUGACAACUGGCCAAUCGUCGUCUGAAUCCCAACCAAAUGCAUUAUAUCAACCACAUUUAAACCUUCACGUACGCGUUAGAUACCUUCGUAUCGAUUGCUUUUCAUCGAUUCCAUCGAAUCUUUCAAAAUAUGUUUUCCUUCAAAACCUGGAAAUCUACUUUAUGGACGUUAGAAAUGAAUCAUUUCAACAAUUGGCUCAGUUUGUCACAGACAUGCAGACGGUCCAAUGUUACAUUUUUGAAUUCUUUCUAUUAGAGAAUUUAAUUAUAAUCUUCUUGAACACUUUUAUAAAAGUAACAGGUAUCUGCGUACGUAUCGAAGGAUAUGGAGCAGAAAUCAGAAAAGAGCGAUGUUUAUGGAUCGAAUCCGUGAUUUGGCACAUCAAGAAAAGACUCUGCCCAAAUACUGGUUCAAUCUCAAAACCUAAGGAGCUGACAAAUGUAUUCAAUGAAAUUCCUUAUUUUAAUGAUUUAUUAUCAACAGAAAAGAAAAGAAAAGAAAAGAUUCAAUCAUCAUUCAUGAUCAAUAUAGUGAAUCCAAAAGUCAAAUAA
Cavenderia fasciculata is the source of this 2115-nucleotide messenger RNA. RefSeq lists its product as uncharacterized. The transcript is spliced from 4 exons. The record is from RefSeq and is a predicted model, not a curated record. The coding region runs from base 1 to 2115 and encodes 704 amino acids. Lineage: Eukaryota; Evosea; Eumycetozoa; Acytosteliales; Cavenderiaceae.